AUGUUUCUUUGUUUAGAUAAAUUCUUCUGCGAUUUUGAAGAUCCUAACAGUUGCCAAUGGACACAAGAUAAAAGUGAUGAUUUCGAUUGGACCAGAAAUCAAGCUUCUACACCAUCAGAAGGCACUGGUCCACUUACAGAUCAUACCAAAGGUUCAGGUAAGUGUUAUAUUAUGUUGGUUGAGAUACCACUACCAUCACUUUCAUCAUCAUCAUAUUCACCAUCAUUAUCACCACCACCAGCGCUAUCACCUUUUCACCAGCAUCAUCACCACCCAUAAUGAUCAACAUCACCACUACAAACAUCAUCAUGACAGAUAUCACCACCAUCAUUACCAUCAAAGUUCUAUAUCCGCUGACUUUUUAUUUAAUUAAAGAUUCUUGUUUUAAAAUAUUUUUUACUUGAAAUAUAUUAUAUUUCAAUUUUAAAAUGUAAAUCUAUUACAUUGUUUAACCGAAGAUGGAUAAUUAACAAUUAUUCUGGGAACUCGAGUCGUAUAUGAGCUAAUAUACGACGAGGUGCGUAGCACCGAGUAUCUGCCUUAUACGACGAGAGUAAGUAGAAUAACUGUUUUGUUAUAUAGACAACUACUGAAUUCACAGACUCAUCUGUAUGGCAAUAUUUUGACAGUCAGUUCAACAAUCAACAGAACUUGCCCUAAACCUGAUAAACUACUGCUGCUAUUUAUUUAACUAAUACUUCAAACAUUGCUGAAAAACUCGAAAUUGUUAGGCAUAUAUAUUUAAAGCUUUUAGAGCUAGAAAACAAGUGCUUGUUGAUUUCAAAUCUAUGAAUUGACCUUGUUUUUAGUUCAGUUUCGUUUCUUCAAAACAAUUAUAUUCUUAUAUUCUGUUCAUCUUUUUAUCUUCGCUUUUUCAACAUUAUUUUGUUUUGAAAUUAGUACAUUUUUUAACUAGUUUAAGUAUUAAAAAUUCAUUUAUUAAUUAACCUGUAAACAAUUGCUGGAAGUAUUUUCAAUGUGUUUUUUAUUUCUGUUAAUGCUAUAAAAAGCAAAUAACCUGCUGUUUUCUCGUUCAAAAAACUACGGUAAUUUUUGAGCUGCCAUCUUGAACCACCACCGUCAUAACCAUAACCACCAUCAUAACAAUAAACACCACCGCCAUCACCAACAUGAACACACACCAUCAUUGUUACGAAUAUAAAAUUUCUAUCAUAUAAACAAAUUUUGGUAAAGAUAAGUUUUGAGAUAACAUCGCUACUUUGAAGUUCUCAAAAUUCAUGUUUUUUUAUUCUAGGCCCUCUGACAAACAAGAAACAAGGUCCCGGCUCCAUACAGCAUAGCGGAGGCUUGUGUAUUCAUGUUUUACGGGGCGCUCAUACAAGACCAAUAGAAGGACAAAUCCUUGUGACAUAUGUGAGAUGUGGAGAAGACAGGCUGGAGUUCCAGCUCUUGCCGAAUGGGAUACUGACACUUACUAGAUAUGCCAUGUGCGUAAAGCCUGUUGGCCUGGUGACUGAUGGAGUGCUGGUUGGUAAACUAGUUUUGAAAUAUAUUUCUUGUUUUGAGAUGUACUUCUUGUUACAAUGUGUUAACGCUGAACGAGAAAAAACAGACAGGAUGGAUUAUAGAUAUGACCUAUUCAAUUUCUACUAACUUUAUUUUCACUGGAUACCUUACCUACCUAUACCUAUACCUGCCUACCUACACUACCUACCUACCUACCUAUACCUAUACCUACAAUCCUGGCAAAAACUAAUGAAACAUCCAGUUUGAUUAACAAUUUAAUUUAUUCUUCCCCCCUUCCCCCCUUCCAUGAAUGUUGAUUAAGAUGAGCAAGAACCUACACAUAGUGCUAUCUGCCAUCGAUGAACUAUUGUACACAAUUUUUUAGAAUCUAUGUCCAACAUUGUGCAGGGGGAGGGGAUUUUGUCUGUUUUAUUGAUUUUUUAUAGGUGUUUCAUUAACUUUUUGCCAAGAUUGUACCUACAGUACCUACAUACAUACAUACAUACUGUACACACAUACCUAUACCUAUAUAUACCUAUACAUAUUUACCUUACCUACCUACAUAUUUACCUGCUUAUGUACAUACCUUCAUAUUUGCAUAUUUACCCUACAUAUUUACCUACCUACAUAUUUACCUGCCUCUUUAUUUCAAGGUGGGUGUUUUCAGCAGUUGUAAUGUGACAGACACGUGGAAUUGGACUGCCCAAGGAUCACUGCAGUACAAAAAGAAAAUGUGUCUUAAGCCUGAAUAUGGGGUGGACCCAAAGAGUAAUGAAAAGCUCGUGCUUUACUCAGUCUGUAACGAGCGACAAAAUUUCUUUGAGUUUGUGCCCAGUAAGUAUCUCUCAGUGCUUUAUCUAACUGGACUAUCUCACGUGAAUUGUCAAAGGGAAAGUAAAAGGCGAUGGCAAUCUGUAUGCCGUUUACAUGCCACUAACUAACUUUAUACAUACGUACUGGGAGCUGUAUCAAUUCUUUCGAGUUCCAGUAAGGGUUAUUCCUUAUUCAUUUAGUCUUACUACAGAAGGAAACCUAAACUAUAUCAACUUUUAUGCUGGGUAGCUCAUUCACUAACUUUAUUUAUACUGGGUAGCUUUUAUUGGUCUAUUUCUAUAAACUGUUCUUUGUAGAAAUCCAGUAAGGACCAUUCCUUAUUUGUUCAGUGUUACUACCGAGUACCCGAGAAAUCUUGCGCUGUUUGGUAGAGACAAACCAUGGAUAGUGUUUUUAUGAUUUAUGAUCAAACAGAAGCACUCUUCUCACAUUGGAACAAAGGGAAAUUAAAAUCCAACAACUGCAUUAGUAUUGCAGAAAGAAUUCAAUGCACCAAAUACUAUGCUACUAAAACUUUCCUGCAGGCUCCCUUAAAUCUAGUACUUUCUCUAGCUUUUCAGGCUUAACCUAAAUCACGUUUUCCAUUUCAGCAUCUGGGUGGUAUUUAUACAUCGAAGCCUCAUCACCAAGGCGACCGAACGACAUAGCUCGAUUGAUCUCACCAUCGACAACAAAAGCCAAAUCCUGUUUCCUCUUUUUUUAUCACAUGUUCGGCCGUGACGUGGGUAAACUUCAGGUAUUUAUUUUGAUUUAUGUAUUUAUUAACUUUCCGAAACGGGUCCACAUGCGAGUGUCAUGGCAUCGGGUGAUCAAGGUCAACAUAAAUAAACAUAGUAUAUCAUAUACAAUAAAGAUCCCUUGUCGCGGAGUGAAAGCUUUGGUGCAUGAUGAAGAUUCUGAAGUGAGCAAACCUAUACUAUACCAUAUUUUCUCGAUAUUUGUGGUAUCAAGUACUUUCCAACUUAUCGCAGAGGCUGAAAUAACAUUCAAAAAUUGGCAUACAUAUACACUAUAUCAAAUAUAGAAUACAUAAUUAUACGCUAUCAAAACAAGCCAUAUAAAAGAACGGAAGAACUCACUAUCAGAACACGCAAUCGAAACUUGCGGUACUCGGUACAGUAAACUGUAAGGUAUCCUACAUAAACAUUUUUUAUAACAUAAUACCGAUUUAACAAUAUAUACUCUACAUAAACAUAGUAGUAUAUCAUACGUAAAAAUUCCUUGUCGGAGUGAAACUUUUGGUGGCGAAGAUUUUGAAGUGAACCAACCUAGGCCUAUAUACUAUAUUAUAUUAUAUUUUCUCAAUCUUUGUGAUAUCGAGUACUUUCCAACCUAUCGUAGAGCCUGAAAUAACAUAAAUAUAUGUGUAAAAUUUUAGGUCUACGUGAAAUCUGGGGGUAAGAUGGUCAGAUUCUGUGUGGAGUCUUUCUGUUAUUUUUUGUUCGGAAAAAUGUCUGGCCAAUCUGGCAUUCGAUCGGAAAAACUAUAAUUUGGUCGGAAAAUGUCCGACUGCUAUUUCAGGCUUUUCUAUCGUGAACUGAAACACAUUCAUACACUGAUAAAUAUAUAUAUUUACAAUUUCAGGUCUACGUGAAAUCUAGGGGUAAGAUGGAUUCUGUGUGGAGUCUUUCUGGAGAUCAAGGUAACGAAUGGCAUCAAGCACAAGUGGCUGUGAACAAUCAAACGGUGUCAUAUCAGGUGAGUAUGCAUGUAUAG
Messenger RNA from Paramuricea clavata, 4017 nucleotides. The record is from the annotation of a GenBank genome assembly. Lineage: Eukaryota; Metazoa; Cnidaria; Anthozoa; Malacalcyonacea; Plexauridae.